UUCGUUCCCAAUAGAAUGACACUUUCAUUAUCAGCCAGUUAACAAAUUAACCAUAAGAAUGGAAAUCAUCCGAAUCAUAUCUACUCUACUCAUUUGUUUCACACUAUUCAUGUUAUCUUCAUUUUCAUUUGCUACUCCACUGUUAGAUCACGAAAUGAAGACGACUCUCUCUUCAAGUCCUAGAAAGCUGAAACUCAAUGAACAGCCAAAUCAGGUGAAAAGCAAGGGAGAUCAAAAGCAUUUGGUCCCAUUCAAUACUGCAAACCAAGUUUCAUUACCAGGUAAAGAACAUGAGCAAGAAGCUGCAAAAAUGGUGAAAGCAAGAAAAGGAACAAGGCAAGAGUGGGUUGAAGGGAAAGACACUUCUGAUUUCUUUACAAUGGAUUAUCAUUGGGUUAGAAGACGACGUCCCAUACAUAACAAGUCAAUUCGCCCAUGAAAACCGGCAUCUUA
Messenger RNA from Nicotiana tabacum (common tobacco), 453 nucleotides. RefSeq lists its product as uncharacterized. NCBI's taxonomy places the organism in Eukaryota, Viridiplantae, Streptophyta, Magnoliopsida, Solanales, Solanaceae. The record is from RefSeq and is a predicted model, not a curated record.